Drosophila serrata is the source of this 443-nucleotide messenger RNA. RefSeq names its product cystatin-like protein. The record is from RefSeq and is a predicted model, not a curated record. NCBI's taxonomy places the organism in Eukaryota, Metazoa, Arthropoda, Insecta, Diptera, Drosophilidae. Gene Ontology annotation, molecular function: cysteine-type endopeptidase inhibitor activity.
UAUGUGAAAUGCAGUCUAUGAAAGUGAUCUUUGUUGUGGCCCUGACUUUGUCAGUGGCCUCCGCUCUUCGCACUCGUCUACUCGGUGCCCCCAAGCCGCUUGAGGGAGAAGAGCUGGAGACAGCCAAGGUUCUAUUGACAAGCACUCUCGAGGAACUGGCCGCCGGAGAGGGACCCAAAUUCGAAGUUAUAAAGGUGACAUCAGCAACUAGAAAGUUGGUGUCAGGAUCCCUUGACACCUUUGUUGUUGAGCUCUCUAAUGGUUCCGAAAAUAAGGAUUGCAAAGUGCAAAUAUGGAGCCAGCCUUGGCUAAAGCCUCUUGGAACCGGAACUAACGUUAAAAUUUAUUGUCAGGAUGAUGAAGUUGUGGAACGUACUUGGUAGAUUCAUUAAAAACAAGUAGUGCCGACAAUAAAUAAAUUGUGAUUAUCUAUGAAACAAUAA